This is a messenger RNA of Staurois parvus, 252 nucleotides long. The record is from the annotation of a GenBank genome assembly. Lineage: Eukaryota; Metazoa; Chordata; Amphibia; Anura; Ranidae.
AUAACUAGUGACCAGGGAUGGACUGACCAUUUGGAAACUCGGGCACUUCCCAAGGGCCCGGGGUCAGUAGGGGGCCCCAUGAGAUGCCCCUGGUACCUUUUUCAUAGGCUUUUUUGAGUUUGGGCAAGGACACAGGGGUCCCAUGAUCCCCUAUUGCCCGGGGGCCCCAUGAGUUGUCAGUCUGCCCCUGCUAGCUAUUUUGAAUUUGACACAUGAUCCCCUAUUGCCCGAGGGCCCCAUGAGUUGUCAGUC